UGUGAGGCGGUGAAAAUCUUUACCCUGCGGUAAUUCCGCGUUCAUCGCCGUCCAAACACCUCCCUGCCUCGACAGACUCUUGGAAAAUUCUUCCACAUCCUCCACAGGUUGUGCAAGUAAAUCGUUAAAGGGUUUGAAAGCGGCACCAAAAAUGGGAGAAAUGACGGAGCAAAAGAACUUUUCUGAAGUUAUUUCUCAGAUAUUACAAGAGGCUCCAGCUGCCAGGAAGGGUCUUGUUGAUAACCACAGCAACCUCCUCCGAGUGGCAGAUUACUGCGAAAACAAUUACCUUCAGGCAGAGGAUCCAACGAAGGCUGUUGAAGAGUCCAAAGCUUUGGCUGCCCAGUCACUGGCCAGUGUCACCUACCAGAUCAACAGUCUGGCCAGCACCAUGCUGAGGCUGCUGGACACGCAGGCCAUGCAGAUAAAAGAUAUGGAGUCCUCAGUCAACCUGCUGUCAUUGGCUGCAGCUAUCCACUUCGAGAAAGUAUCCAGGAGAGAGAUUGGCGCUUUCACUACUACCAAAAACAGGAUCCGUGCCAAGCUUUUGACCCCACCACCUUCAGGCAAGGAGCCAGAGAAAAGCUAUGCCAGAGUGCCAAUAUCAUUCUCCAUCUUGGACUCCAUUGGACAUUGUUUCCAGGUUGUUGAGCCGGAGCCCAGAAAGAGAGCAGGGACCGCAGACAGCUUACAGAGCAUUGGAGACAUCUCUGUAUCCAAUCUUGGGAUCGCGGUGCCUCCACCUUCAGUCCCCACCUUGCAAACUGUCUCCAACCCCUCCAGUGACAACCUGCCUCCUCCUUUCCCUACUACUGCCAAUUUAGACCCCAAUAUGGCUGCUUCUCCUCCACCGCCACCACCUCCCCCUUCCUCCAUGGACACUGGCCUCCCUCCUCCACCCAACUUGACCUCACCCACAUGUCUCCCCCCACCACCACCACCAAUCUCUCCGUCAAAUGGCAUGUACCCGCCGCCACCUCCACCUCCUCCUGCAGUGGGAGGUUCCCCUCUUCCUCCUCCACCUCCUCCAGUAUCUGGAGCUGGUCCUCCUCCUCCUCCCCCUCUAUCGGUAUCAGGAGCUGGUUCUCCGCCUCCUCCUCCACCUCCACCACCACCCCUUCACAGUGGCACCUCUGGUGUUGUGCCACCAGCUCCUCCACCUCCACCUCUAUGGUAACCUUAUAGCUCCCAUUAUUGGAUGAUUUUAUUCUACCUAGUGUAACUCAGGUGUUUUAUAUAACUGGAAGUUAACAAUGUAAGCAGGGCGCUAGGUGACAACGUGAAACAUGUGCCGCAUGGGAAACAUUUUCGGGCCUGUUGUGAGAUCAUAGCUCAGCAUAAAUAAAAGCUUAAAAAAGCAUGUGUCGUGGUUUAACCUUGAGCUGUUUCAUUUUUGUUGAAUGGCACAGUGUGAGCCUCAAAUGUUUUUUUUUCUGGGACAGAAAUUCCUUCUUCAAAGUAAAACAGAGCUGCAACAGAGAUGCUUCCAACAUGUUCCAACAACACUUCAACUGCAUUCCUAAGUAACAAGCUGCAACAAGGACUCAGGUUUCCUUGUUAUCCUCUUUUUUUGUCCUGCUUUGUGAUUUCUAUUUUUUAUUACAUCUUUGUGUUGUUUAUUACAAUGUGUCAGUAAGAGCUGCCCUAACAGCGAGUGGCCUUUAGCCCAUUCUGCUGUGUGGUAAGUGAUGAUAAGUUGUUUACGUCACCGACUGUAACCUCAGUAAGUUCUGCUACUUUAAACAGGUCAAUGAGGCUAUAAAAAAUUCUGUUUCAAGUCUACACUCUACUUAACCUGCACCACAUGACUUGUACUUGAAGGUAAGAUUUAUUUUCAGCAUGGAAAAUAUUAAAUUAGUCAGGGGCAGUAUAUCCAAACUUGUUUAAUCAUGUUCUUUGUUGUUAUGUUUGUCCAGUCUUGGCCUAAAGCUAGAGGAACAGCUUCAUCGUACAUCAAAAAUAGAAAUGUUUGUCGAGCCGAACUCAAGUCUAUAACCUGUUAUGUUGCAACAUCUCAUAAAACAUGCAUCCUGUGCAGUUUUAACUUUAACUUUAACUAAUUAUAGUGUUAUGUAGACAAAGUUGACUGUGCGAGUAAGAUCUAAAUCUACUGUGUUUUGUAUAAAUUAUAGGAUUGUGCAGCUUUCUGCAGUCAUUACAUCUGUCUUCUUUUUUAUGUCUCUGUGAUUUCAGGAUAGAUAACAAGAUAAAGAGCUACCUUUGAACUCUCCAUGUAUAAAUGUAUUGUAAAACACAACAUAAAAUUGCAUGACAAACAAUAAGCUAGAGUUAGAGUCCUCAGUUUAAAAUCAGAUCUGUCCUCUUGAAUGACAAGGCCUCAUCGUUUGCUUCUUUCAUUUUCCUCAGGUGAAAAUAUACCUGUCAUGGUCAUGUUUUAUCUUAUGAUUGAGAUUCCCUUGUUGUGUUUUUGUAUCGUUCUGUGGAUUUUAUGCUGCCGUUAUGCAAAGAAACGCAGAGAAGCAGAAGGCUGGUCCCUGAGGUCCAAUAACUCUCCAUCUGUAUAUGUCAUCCCCAUAUAUGGGGAGGAGCAGGAGGAUGAGGAAGUAAUGGACAUAUAUGAAGCAUAUUUUCAAAGUCAUCACAGAGAUCCUCUAAUGUACUCCUCAAGAAAUUCCAGCCCACCUCCUCCAUACAGGCUUGAACCAUCAUCCUGUCUAGACCCACCACCAUCAUACACAGACCCCCCAGCGUACUCAGAGCAACCCUGAUUCUGCUUCAUCUUCCUCCACCUCCACUUCAAAUACCCUGUUAUCCUAAAUAUACUCUUCUUUUUUUUUCUUCUUUCAGAUUUUGACGUUGCAAUUAUGUUGUGAAAUUAUUUUCAAACACUAGUUUUCUGAUCGAUUGUUUCAUUUGCCAUACAUUUAAUGGUUAUAUGUUUCAUUUGGGACAUAUGUGUACAAUACACUAUGUUGAAGGAGAAUCUUUAUUUGAUUGAUACAACUAUUACAACUACAACUAACAAACACAACCCAGUAAAAAACUCACUAAUGACUAAACACUCCAUAUGUACAGCAUGCCUGUGGUCACAGUUUGAACAAGAGCCACAUUUAGCUGCUUAUUGUUUACAUGUUUGAAUAACACUCAUUACUCACAUUACUUUUUAGUGUAUAUAAUUUACUAAAUAAAAUAAGUACAAAUAAAAUGUACCCAAACAAGUGUUCAGUUUUGUUUUGUCAAUAACAAAGUAGAAAGAUAGAGAGUUUUGUGCUGCACAGUGCUAUGAAUUCAGAAUUCCCUAUUUGGAGAUCAUUGUUUUUGUUUUUAUUGCUCAGUGAAGCAAAUCUACCAACCACUUGUAUGUUUUACCAGAAUUUGGCCAGUGCAGAGCAAGAGUGGUCUAAUAACUGACCCCUGAGGAAUGCCGUUUUAAACGGUUUGCUAUAGUAAACAAAGAAUUAAAUUGUUUUAUGAAUGACUUUGUUUAACAUGCACAAGAAAUGUGAACCGAACACACCUCUAAGUCCUGUGUCUUUAAAAAAGACAAUAAUGCUGUAAAAGCUCUUCACGUUGUCUACUUCCCCAAGUGACACAUUAUCUUUUGAUAGCAACCCAUAGAUCAGGACAGUUUCUGUAUGUUUUGGAUUCUUAAAUAAGGUAAGGACUCAUCUCAUUGUAAUAUAAUGAUUAAAUAAAAUCUGUUUGGCCUCUGAUUCUGUGUCAUCGGGGUAACGAAAGUUAGAACUAUGUGUUUCAAAUUUGUUUUACUUACACCUGUAAUGAGCAGAUUUACAGGAUGAAGGUCCAUGGUCAGUUGUUGAACUCAGACAGUAUAGUCAAAGUCAAACAAUAUGCCGGCCUUUCCUGCUACUUCAUGAGCUCCUUACAUCUUGAUUUAAGAUUUCUAGUUGUACACUUCUAAGUCAUUUUCAGUUAAAAAAACAACAACAUUAUGGUUAGCGAACAGCUGCAGGGUCACUGGAACAAUCAAAGUCUCAUUAUUGUUCUCGUAAACUAAGAUGUAAAGGCUGACACAUUAUCAUAUCCUGUGAUGUAAUCGCACACCCACUUGUUGAUUUCGGUCUACAUGUCCAAAGACUUUGUUUCUAUUCAGAAAAGACUGCUUAUCUGUUUUUGUAUGAUUCUGUUAUUCUGUAUACUGUUAAAUCUGAUAUUUUAUGUAUUGCUAGCUUCUCCAUGACAACAAAACAAUCAAUUGCUUUUGCAAUUGUGGGUGAUUGCUUGGUUUGCCUCAUAAGUUUUCAUAUCAUACUGCCAAUAAAAGUCCAUAUUUCACAUAAUUGUAUUGUUGUAUCUGCUGCCAUGUCUUCCUUUCCUCACAGUAAUGUCAGCAGGUUGACAUAAUUGCAGCCAUGAGUGUGCUUGGGACUGUCUUUGGAUACCUGUAAGUAAUCAAAUAAAGUCAAAGUCAUACAUUUCAGGAGGGGAAUUGCUGACUUGAAACACAAAACGAUUAAGCAUUGAAAUUAUGGAAAUGUGUUCCUAGAUUCCCAGUCUUGGGGAUGGCCAUAGCUGUGGUACUCUUCUGCUUAUAUCUGAAAACAAAAAAGACAAGAGGAACACGUGACAUCACCAUGCCAACGACGCAACAUGGCAGCACAUCUUCAGUAGUCCAUACAAUAUCUUUGCCUGAGGAUCAGGCAGAAGAGGGCAGAUAUUACGACAGAUUCCCUCCUCGGUACAGCACUGUGGAUCUCCCACCACCAUACUCACUGGUGCGUGAGCCCUCACUACAGUCAUGGAUCACUACAAACAAAUCAAAACAUAGAUUCAAACAAUUUGUCUAUUAAUUACUCCUAACAUGUAGGAGGAGCAUGCUUUACCAAAAUCACCUGUUUCUAAAGUUAGUAAUCUAGAGAUUCAGGCUCAUAUGUACUUAUAUACUAUAUACGAUUU
This is a messenger RNA of Larimichthys crocea (large yellow croaker), 4878 nucleotides long. RefSeq names its product ABI family, member 3b (gene abi3b). Gene Ontology annotation, cellular component: SCAR complex; lamellipodium; actin-based cell projection. Gene Ontology annotation, molecular function: SH3 domain binding; signaling adaptor activity. Gene Ontology annotation, biological process: neuron migration. The record is from RefSeq and is a predicted model, not a curated record. The transcript has 7 exons. NCBI's taxonomy places the organism in Eukaryota, Metazoa, Chordata, Actinopteri, Sciaenidae. The coding region runs from base 152 to 1177 and encodes 341 amino acids.